CAGACCCGGACCCAGAACCGGACCCGCGGCUCAGACCGGGAUGCGCGUGCUCGUGGCGCUGCUCAUGCUCGCGCUCUGCGUGUGCGCGCGUCCAGACUCUGACAAACUGCACGCGCUGCUCCGGAGCGCGCAGCUCGGCCCCGACAAACAGCAGCACGACCUGUCGCUCCUGUCGUCUCUGCUCCUGUCAGAGCUCCUGUCGCUGGAGAACGACUCGGUGCAGGACCCGGACACUGAGGGCGCGCACGUGGACUCUGAGGGCAUGCGCACAGACCCGGCGGGCGUGCACGUGCAGAGAGACGCGCUCCUAUUGGCUCCCAGAGAAAGGAAGGCGGGCUGUAAGAACUUCUUCUGGAAGACCUUCACGUCCUGCUGA
Messenger RNA from Boleophthalmus pectinirostris (great blue-spotted mudskipper), 376 nucleotides. Its product is annotated as somatostatin-1A-like. Bases 41 to 376 code for a protein of 111 amino acids. Gene Ontology annotation, cellular component: extracellular region. Gene Ontology annotation, molecular function: hormone activity. Gene Ontology annotation, biological process: regulation of cell migration. The transcript is spliced from 2 exons. NCBI's taxonomy places the organism in Eukaryota, Metazoa, Chordata, Actinopteri, Gobiiformes, Gobiidae. The record is from RefSeq and is a predicted model, not a curated record.